GGGCUUUAUCGUACAGUAGAUUCCGUUGUUUUUAUGAGAAUUAGACCCGUUGCUAUAUUUGACGUUGUUGUGAUCGACGAUUUGGGCCGACCUUAAACCAUUAUUAUAUACCGAUAGUCCGGGUAGCUCGUCGCUGCUUUCCUGAUCGAGUCGCUUAGAAAACGGCGACUUGAUCCAGCUAAUACAGAUCGCUUUUGUGAAAUCAGGUCGAAAGGGAUGCCGCUGCAGACAGACUCCGACGGACGCCAACAGUCUCUGGAUUUAAUCUCAUCGCAUUUAAUCGGGAAGAGCAGCUUUUCUAUAAAUUUAAAAGGCCUCAGAAUAAGCCACCCUCGACCGAGUGCUUUUGUAAGAUGCUUAAGCUCGAACUAAUAGCUGGCUUGUGAGGAGACAACGGGAGCGUCAACUUGUCAAGAAGCUAAAAGGCUAACUCGGCUAGCUGCUAACUAGCUCAACAACAAAGCUCGCUAGUGUCUGGUGAAUAUAAUCUCUAGAGAAAGAGACUGGGGGUCUAAAGACACUGCCCACCGAGAAACUACUGAAGCCGCUGAUUUCUGCCUGAAAAUAUAACUCGACAGCAAUGAAACUGUUGGAAAACUCCAGCUUUGAAGCCCUCAGCUCCAGGCUGUGUGUGGAAACAGGGGAGUCUCGCAUCCUUGGCAGGAUCGAGAGCUACUCCUGUAAGAUGGCAGGAGAUGAUAAACACAUGUUUAAGCAGUUCUGCCAGGAGGGGGAGCCGCACGUCCUGGAGGCACUUUCUCCCCCUCAGUCGGCCAGCGCCACCAGCCCUUCCCAGCUGGGGAAGAGCAGCGAGGACGGAGAGAACCCUCUGAGUGACAAGUGUUGCAGGAAGACUCUUUUCUACCUCAUCACCACGCUCAACGAGUCCUUCAGGCCCGACUACGACUUCAGCGCGGCGCGGGCCCACGAGUUCAGCCGAGAACCCAGCCUCAACUGGGUGGCGAACGCAGUGAACAGCAGCUUGUUCUCGACCGUGGGAGAAGACUUCAACUCUCUGGGGCCGGAGCUGUGGAACGCCAUCGACCAGGAGAUCAACCUGCAGGGCUGUGACAUUUACAGCUACAACCCCGACCUGGACUCCGACCCUUUUGGAGAAGAGGGGAGCCUUUGGUCCUUCAACUACUUCUUCUACAACAAGAAGCUGAAGAGGAUUGUGUUCUUCACGUGUCGCUCCGUCAGUGUUUUGAGUGGCUAUGGCCGUGGUUGCCUCGACAACGAGCUUGACAUGGAGCUGGAUGAUGAAGAGGAAAUGGAUGGUUUCACUGAAGACAGGUGCCCCAGAGCUCUGUGUGUGUAAACGCUGGACACGCCACGGCCAAAGAGCAGCUAGGCUUUUCCUCCUCCCAUUCUUUGCUCCAUCUUCCCUUUUUAUUUUUUUUUGUCUUUUUGUGGGAUUUUGCUGCCUCGUCCAAAGUCAUUUUCACACGUUAGCCUAAUGCAUGUCUGACGUCUGUUGGCGAUUAAAACCAUCGUGCCGUGCGGAGCUGGACAUUUUAUGAAGACUCCUCCCCGCGGCGACGCCCAAACCUUCAUUCUCAUGACUUUCAAAAGACCCCGAGCUCCAAACAGCACACGUACGGGCUUCUCCACGUUUCCAAAGAGACCGCUUCACGGACACUUCGAUGAGGGAGUUUGGUUUCUUGCAAAUGAUGUCACAAAGAGGAGCCCAGACAACACCAGCAUCAGUUUAUAAUAUUCCCCACGCGGGACGGGGCUGGGUACAUUAAAAAAAAGAAAAAAAAAAGACUGACGGAUCAGCCGAGAGCUCAUCUGUUCCUGAUCGUUUGCUCCUUUUGUGUUAUUUUUUUAAAUGUGUGACAGUGACGUUACUGUGAGAGCAUUUCUUUGACGUCUAAAGACAUUUAUUACUGACACCGAUUGAAGAGAUGUCCUGUAGUCGACGAACGGGACCGGGUGGCUGAGGAACGUUCGUCCUUGCAUCUGGAUUGCAGCUUAGAAAACAUAUCAGCUUUCAUCAGACUUAUUUCAUUGUGUCGUCUAAAUCCAGUAUUUUUUUUUCUCCCCCCCAUCAAUGUCCAUGAACAUUGUCCCUGAAUGUGUCUUGCCAGUGUUUUUCUUUGCUCAUUACCUCAGUGCAAAGGCUUAAUUGAAAAGUGAAUGUAUAGUACAAUUUAGAUGAAAAACGUCUUUUUAGAAACUCAGAAGCUCCUCUUUCCGUUCAUUUAAAAAUUGGAGUUUUGUCUUUUAUCGGCCGCUCUGUGCUUCGUUUGAUUGACCAAUAUAUUACAGAUGUGAAUAAACUGGUGUUUGGAUCA
This is a messenger RNA of Mugil cephalus (flathead mullet), 2297 nucleotides long. RefSeq names its product MAF1 homolog, negative regulator of RNA polymerase III b (gene maf1b). Gene Ontology annotation, biological process: negative regulation of transcription by RNA polymerase III. Gene Ontology annotation, molecular function: RNA polymerase III core binding. The transcript is spliced from 8 exons. Bases 581 to 1318 code for a protein of 245 amino acids. Gene Ontology annotation, cellular component: nucleus. The record is from RefSeq and is a predicted model, not a curated record. Lineage: Eukaryota; Metazoa; Chordata; Actinopteri; Mugiliformes; Mugilidae.